Messenger RNA from Schistosoma curassoni, 3529 nucleotides. The record is from the annotation of a GenBank genome assembly. Lineage: Eukaryota; Metazoa; Platyhelminthes; Trematoda; Strigeidida; Schistosomatidae.
CAUGCAACGCACAACCAUAAUUUAAGUGUAAGACAAAUAAGGAAACGUAAUUCUGUUUACCAUGCCAAAACUUAAGGCGACUAAGUGCAUGAAAAGCCACUUACGUUGGCUUAGGAUUCCCGAAGUUCGUUUUCAUUACAAUCUAAGUAUUCCAAUGUAGUCAAGUGAGAAGUCAGAAAUGAAUUUGUCCGAAGAUGUAUUCGGAAGAUUAUCGAUAUAUCGGAUAGCGUUUCAUCUAAGCUGGCUAUCGGCUGUAGGAGAUGUGUGGCAUAAUGUACCUACUUGUGAUCUGGUGUGGAUGAGUGACCGAGCCCCUUCAGCCAGGGUGUGUUCGGUAAAAGUAAUAUGGCCAGCAUCAAUGAAGAAGAAUUAAAGAACUAUUUAUUUUAGGGGUUUAUUUAUUUCUACCGUUCACUCAUACCCUUGCGGGGUAGUGAUGACUCCAAUACAUGGUUAACCAGGCGUUUAAAUCGACGAGUUUGUCUAUGGUAGGCAUUCUUCUGAUUGCUUGCUACGUUCGGCAGCAUCCGAUCGUCUUUAAAUGAUACAGUGACCCAUGUAAUACAAUAUAUCACCGAAAAAAUGUACAGUGAAGAUAUACAUUGAUUGUAUUCUUCGCCAUUUUUUUCAUAUUUUCUGUCUGUCCUGGAAAAUAAAAAAGUGAAAGUGCAGGAUCAUGUCGAAAAACACUCGUAUGUGCGUAAGGGUGCAAAACGUGCAAAAAAUUUGGUAUUCCUGCGUACAAAUAAUAUAUCAAGGGUCUACAUGAAAGUACUAAACAGACAGCGUAAACCGUAUCAGGGGAGGGUUGGUUUACCUUUAGAACAAGUCAACCGUCUACACCUUAUCAAAAAUACUGGGAUAGUUGGUGUAUAUUGGUGCUUCCCAUUAUCUAAAACUCAUACAUUCAACUAAGAUGUUCGUCCAGCUAAUUUGUAAUAAGAAUACCGGCUAUUAGAGAAAUAUCGCCUCUGACAUCUUUUCCACACUCAAACUUGUUUAAUUGUGCUAGAUACUCACAACAAGCAACUGACGUUUUUAAAAGCAUAGAAACCCUUAUCAUGAGCGAACUAAUACGACUAAUCAUUCAAAAGCUGAAUGACGAGCCAUUUAACAGGAGUUUUAACCUAAUAUCUUUCGAUUCGCUUGAACCUGUCCGUCUUCUACAGGUUCUGAAUGAUGUUCUUAGCGAAAUAGAUAAUAAAGUACUGGGAAUUUUCAUAUUAUUAAAGUUUUUAUCCAGCAUAAAAUCGAUAUCAGGGAGGAGCCUCCUGAUAAGAUGGCUGUCAGAAUGUUUGAAGCUUUUAGGGUGUUUAGGUAUAAAUUACCAACCGAUCCAGAAAAGCUGAGCUUAUUUCGCCAGGGUUUAGUGACUGGAGAUAAAAUUAUCAUAUACCCUAUUUUGGAGUGGCUUCUCACUAGAAUGUCUGAGUUGAAAAAGCGUGCAUAUUUAGCCCAAUAUCUUGUUAAAGUCAGUAUUCCCGUGGAUUUUAUGCAGGAUGAGGAAAUAGCAGGACUUUAUCAACAAUAUGAAAACUCGAUUGAAAACUUCAAAGAAUCUCAUAAAAAGUUUGAAAGCGUUAAAAAUGGCGGACUUACGACUGCAGAAGUGAAGAAAGAUAUUUCCGCGAUGCAAGAAGAAAAGGACCAGUUACUCAGACGAGUAGAAAGAAUGAAAAAGAAGCUGGAAGCUUUUCCUACCAGUAAUACAAUGCUAGAAAUGGCGAAAAGGUUGCGGCUAGAGCGAGAAAAGGAGACCAAAAUAUCUAAACAAAUGAGAGAACAAAAGUCACUAAUUGCGAAUACAGAUCAACGUAUUCAAAUCACUCAACAACAACUGAAAGAAUUAAGAAAAACUACAACUAAUUCGACAGCAACAGCAUUAAUACAACGUGUUGAGGAAGAAACAAAAGUUAAUCAAUAUAUGCUAUCUGAAAAAUUGCCUAAAGAAUUAUUAAAUAUAAAGACCUAUAUUGAAAAUGUAACAAAAGUUGUUUCACAACCAGCUAUGAAUCAAUCUUUUCUUGAUCAACUUAAUCAACAACUACGUGAUGCAAAUUCCGAAUUAAAUAAACUAAUAGAAAAACGUAUGAUUUCAAAUGAACCAUUUGAUGAUAAAAUUUCAUUAUUUCGUCAGCAAGCUGCUAUUGUAAGACGUAAAAAAUUAGCAGCAGCUGAAACAUUAACAACAACACGUGAUAGACUAUCUGAAUUGAAUAAUCGUCUUGAAGAAAUGAAAAAUCAAUUGGGUGUAUCAACAACUAUUGAUCAGAAUGGAGAAGAUGGCAAUGUGAUUACAAUAAAUAAGGCGUUAGAUCUGUCCUGUUUAAAGACUGAUGAAUUUCAACGAUAUGUUGCAAAACUUCGUAGUAAAAACACAAUAUAUAAGCAAAAACGUGCUCAAUUAAGUGAGUUACGCGCAGAAAAAGGAAUACUGUCGAGAACUGUUGAAAUAUUACGUAAUGAAGAGAAUGAAAUGAAAACAUUAUUGGCUAAUGCAGAAUCUGAACAUGGUACCAGUGGUUGUUGGGAAACUCAAACAAAUUUAGGCAAAAUAUCUGAAGAAAUGUCACUGUCAAAUGAACAAAAAGGUAUUACAUUAGAAGAAAUGUCAAAAAUUAUUCAACAAUUAAAUAAUCGAAUCAAUACUAAACGUACACAACUAGCUCCAAUCAUCCGAGAACUUCGACAAUUAAGACAAAGAGCUCAGGAACUUGGUCAAAUACAUGUUGAGAAAAAAUCCGCUUAUGAUGCAUUAACAGCUAGUCAAGAAUCUCAAUCUAUUCGUUUAGAACAAGAAGUACGUACAAUACGUGAAGCGGAAAAAAAUGAAGAAUCAAAAUUUCAUUAUUUAACUGCCAAUCUAGAACUAUUACAUAUUCAACAAAAUCGUUUACAAAAUGAAAUACGUGGUUAUGUAACUAGUAGUAGUCAUGUUGCUUUAUCAUCUAAUAAAAAUGAAAGUACAAAUGAAACUAUGGAGAAAAGAAAAAGUUACAGAGAAAUUUAUACACGUAAAAUAGCUGAACAAGAAGCUUUAACUAAAACAUUAAAACAAGAACAGAAAUCUUUAUUAGAAAAUGAAAAAUUUGGUUUAAAACAAGUGAAUUUAUGGAAAAAUUUAUUACAAUUAUUAGAAAUUAAAAAAAUCACUAAAGAAUUUAAUGAAGAACGUGAAAAAGCCGGUGGUGAUUAUGCAAAUGUUACUAAAAUUGAAAAAGACAGAAUGUUAUUAUGAUAAAAAGAACAACAACACAGUAUUGACAAUUGUAAAUAACUUGUUUUUAAAUAAGUAAAAGUAUUAUUUACUUAUAUUUGGGUUACUUUGUUAAUUGAUCAUCCUUAUAACUGUUGAUAUAUAAACUUCAUCGAUGUUUAAAAUUAGAAGGCAAUAAGAAACAGCAACUACAGUUUAUUAGUUGAUAGCGCAUAUCACAAAGCUAUAAGUAAUGUCAAGUGAAUUUGAAGUGGAGAGGUGAAUACUUACUUACUCACCUACUUACGCCUGUUACUCCUAAUGGAGUAUAGG